Messenger RNA from Lactuca virosa, 1766 nucleotides. The record is from the annotation of a GenBank genome assembly. Lineage: Eukaryota; Viridiplantae; Streptophyta; Magnoliopsida; Asterales; Asteraceae.
AAACUAAUGCCUGGUAUAUGGAAUUAUGGAUAGAUACGUGAUUAAAUAAUUUCUUUCUAGCUGGAAAUGUUGCCGUGAAUUAUUAUAGAAACCUGGAAACCGAUAACUGCAGAAUAAGUGCAUCGCUUUGCCUUAGAAAUUUGUUAAUCGCUGCAUCUCGGGAACCCGAUAUUAUCGUUCCAUCUUUCGCAUUUCGACGGCAAUUGCAGAUCGCCAUUCCAGAAAAAUUAACAAUAGCAGAUCCAUCUGCGUAUCGUCAUCGUCUUCUUCGACCCUAAUCCCCCUGAUUCAAUUCACAGAAAGGGGGAACAGGGGUGUGUAUUGGGAAACGAAAAAUGGGACCAAUAUACUAUAUAUUAGUGGCGCUUCCUUGCACGAUUGGGGCAAUUGCGUUGGUGCUUCUUCACAUUUACCGACAUCUUUUGAAUUACACUGAACCCACGUAUCAGCGUUAUAUUGUCCGCAUCAUUUUUAUGGUUCCUGUUUAUGCAUUGAUGUCUUUCUUGUCGCUUGUAUUCAAUAAGAGCUCAAUCUACUUCAAUUCUAUUCGAGAAGUGUAUGAAGCUUGGGUUAUAUACAACUUUCUGUCACUGUGCCUGGCAUGGGUAGGUGGUCCAGGUGCGGUUGUUUUAAGCCUUACCGGGCGCUCUCUUAAGUCAAAUUGGUGUUUGAUGACAUGUUGCUUCCCUCCUAUUCCACUGGAUGGACGAUUUAUAAGGAGAUGCAAACAAGGGUGUUUACAGUUUGUGAUUCUAAAACCUAUAUUGGUGGCAGUUACUUUUCUACUUUAUUCACAAGGAAAAUACAAUGAUGGGAAUUUCAGCGUGGCACAAUCCUACUUAUAUCUCACCAUUAUAUACACCAUUUCAUACAGUCUGGCACUCUAUGCUUUGGCCUUGUUUUACAUGGCAUGCAGGGAUUUGCUCCAGCCGUUUAAUCCCGUUCCAAAAUUCAUCAUCAUUAAGAGUGUUGUUUUUAUGACCUAUUGGCAGGGUGUUUUGGUUUUUCUUGCUGCAAAGUAUGACUUUAUAAAAACCGCAGAGGAAGCAGCUCAGUUCCAAAACUUGAUUAUCUGUGUUGAGAUGCUUAUUGCUGCUGUGGGUCAUCUUUAUGCGUUUCCGUACAGAGAGUAUGCUGGUGCGAAUGUGGGUGCACCCCGUGGCUUUACAGCUAGUCUUGCACAUGCUUUGAAAUUGAACGACUUCUAUCAUGACACCGUCCAUCAGUUUGCACCGACAUACCACGAUUACGUACUGUACAACCACAGCAGCGACUCGGGGGAAGAAAACGGGGGGACGAAAUACAGGGCACGCACUUUUGUCCCAACGGGGUCAGAGAUGGACACGAUUAGGAAAAGCAAGGAUCUUCCAGGAGGGAAGUUAAGUGACAUACAGCUAUCAGUGUCAAGUAUGUCAAAUUCCAAUUCAGGACAUACAACCCCGGAAAUUGGAAGUCCGACUAAAGAAAAGGUACCGACUCCUUCAUCAUCGCUGCUAGUGGAUGUCUCCGAGUCCCCGUCAAUAAUACCCUUUGACCUAUCACUUGUGGAUAUUGACAUGUCUGGUUAUGCGGAUGAGGUGCCUGCAGUCAAGACACCCGAGACUAGGUGAAACAGAAAAACAUGUUUAAAAUAGUUUUCUUCAUUUGUUAGAGAUACCGUGUGAGUGUGAAUGAAGCUUUUCGGUCGUCUCUCCUUUCAUAAAAAUAGCUCUGUACAUGUAUCGGAACGUAAAACAAAUACUUUUUCUCAAAAAAUUACUUCUAGA